Peronospora farinosa is the source of this 948-nucleotide messenger RNA. The record is from the annotation of a GenBank genome assembly. NCBI's taxonomy places the organism in Eukaryota, Oomycota, Peronosporomycetes, Peronosporales, Peronosporaceae.
AUGGACUCGUUAUUGGCUCUAGUGAAUAAUGAUUUUCGUGUCUUAUUAGGCGUAGCUUUAGUAGCAGGAACGACCAUUUUGAUCUUAAUAUCAAAUUUCAAGCCUCGUCAUGUGACACCCAUUACAUUACAAGCCCCUGCGAAUAUUGGUGAUUCACCCCCGACGGUACAUCUUCCACUCAUUGAAAAGGAGAUUCUGUCACAUGAUACACGUCGUUUUCGUUUUGCUCUUCCUUCACCAUUGCAUGUAUUGGGCUUACCAGUAGGUCAACAUAUUUCACUUCGGUUUACUGAUGAGGCUGGUAAAUUGGUCAUGCGGUCGUAUACACCUGUGAGUUCGGAUGAUACGAAAGGAUAUGUUGAUUUGGUGAUUAAGGUGUACUUUAAAAACGUUCACCCAAAAUUCCCUGAUGGUGGAAAAAUGAGUCAAUACUUGGAAAACUUGGCUAUUCGUGAUACCAUUGAGGUGUCUGGACCCAAGGGCAAAUUAACGUACAUGGGUAAGGGUGAAAUCCACAUUAAACAUCGUGUACGUGAUGUGGUGCCUGAGAUUCGAAAGAGCUCCAAGAUUGGCAUGAUUGCCGGAGGAACGGGUAUCACCCCUAUGUUGCAGGUAGUACGUCGUGCUCUGCAAGACCCCGAGGACAAGACGGAGUUUUACUUGCUCUUUGCUAACCAGACAGAGGCCGAUAUCUUGUGUCGUGACGAAAUUGAAGCAAUGGCGGCAAAGCAUGACAAUGUCAAAUUCUGGUACACUGUGGAUCGAGCUGAGGAAGCAUGGAAGUAUUCCAAGGGCUUUGUGUCCGCCGAAAUGAUCAAGAAACACUUGCCAGCGGCUGCAUCGGACGUGCAAAUUCUCAUGUGCGGCCCGCCCCCGAUGCUAAAGUUUGCGGUGCUACCGGCACUUGAGGAGCUGGGAUUCACGCCGGACCAACACUUUAGCUUCUAA